UAGCCAGUACCGCGACGGGCGUCGGACGGAGCACACGCGUGUUGUGCGGCAGUCGCUACCACUCGUGCUACCUGUGAACCUGUGUCCUGUGUUAUACCUCUAAAAGUACGUAAACAAAUCACAUUAACUAGCAGUGUUGUCAAGUGUGCCGUGAGUGAGCAAGCGUAAGGACGGGCGCACACCCCGGCUAGCCGAGUGAUACUUAAUCCGUUGCAGUCAGGGCGCAAACAUUCCAGAUCGAACAGCAUGUAGUGUUUUGCGACUGCGAACAAGUGUGAACGCGUCCAAAAACAUGGCCGACCUGUACGAGAACGACGCGACCGUCGACGACGAUGUCGGCUACGAAUACGACACUACCAAGAUCCCGGAGAUCGUCACCCCGGAUGAGAUGAACGAGUCUGGCUACCAGGAGGGUUCGGAGCAGAGUUACGGGGACCGCCGCGAUUCUAAGGAGGGUUUCGGUGGGGAGGUCGAUUCGGACAGUGGCGUGGAUGGUGUGAGCAGUGGGUGUAGUACCGCUGAUGACUGCCCGGUGGUGUCCAUCAACGAUGUGGUGGCGUACUACGAUGACAUACGGCCUCGAAGGCGGUAUGUGCCGCAGUUGAACUUCUACAGUGUGGACAUCGAGAGGAUGGCGCUGGACGUCGCUAUUGCUCAGAGUGAAUCGAGUUACACGUCCUCGGAGGAGGGCUGCGGAGGCGGCGAGCGGCACGCGGUGCUGAGCUACGAGCAGGUGCGGCGCCUCAACGACGUCAUGGACGAGGUGGUGGCCAUCCACGGGCGCGGCAACUUCCCCACGCUGCACGUGCGCCUGCGCGAGCUCGUCGCCGGCGUGCGCGCGCGACUCGAGGCGGCGCCCAGCGCGGGCGGCGCCGGCGUGGCCGUGCGCGACGUGCGCCUCAACGGCGGCGCCGCCUCCCACGUGCUCGCCGACCGCGCCCAGCCCUACUCCGACAUCGACCUCAUCUUCACCGCCGAGCUGCCCACGCACCGCCACUGCGACCGCGUCAAGGCCGCCGUGCUCGGCCACCUCGCCACGCUCAUGCCGCCCACCACGCCGCGCCGCCGCGCCAACCCCGCCGGCAUGAAGGAGGCCUACGUCUCCAAGAUGGUGCGCGUCAACUCCGACGGCGACCGCUGGUCGCUCAUCUCGCUCGGCAACUCGCGCGGCCACAAGUCCGUCGAGCUGAAGUUCGUGGACACGAUGCGCCGCCAGUUCGAGUUCUCCGUCGACUCGUUCCAGAUAGCGCUGGACUCGCUGCUGGCGUUCCACGAGUGCGCGCAGCUGCCGAUCGGGGAGAACUUCUACCCGACCGUUGUUGGGGAAUCCGUGUACGGAGACUUUGGAGAGGCGUUGCUGCACCUGUCAGAGAAGCUGAUCGCGACGCGGCAGCCCGAGGAGAUCCGCGGCGGCGGGCUGCUGAAGUACUGCGCGCUGCUGGCCAAGGGCUACCGGCCGGCGCGGCCGGACAAAAUCAAAACCCUUGAGCGCUACAUGUGCUCGAGGUUCUUCAUCGACUUCCCGGAGCUGGGCCAGCAGCGCGCCAAGCUCGAGGCCUACCUGCGGAAUCACUUCGUCGGCCGGGAUGAAGAGACGCUCAAGCCCAGGUACCUGAACCUCCUGCACGGCGUGGUUCGGGAGUCGACGGUGUGCCUCAUGGGGCACGAGCGGCGGCAGACGCUGGCGCUCAUCGAGGCGCUGGCGUGCCGCGAGCUGUGCGCGCGCACGCUCGUGCUGCCGGGCUACGUGCUCGCGUGCGGCGUGUGCGCGGCGUGCCCCGUGUGCCCCGCGUGCCCCGCCUGCGCCGCCGCCGCCGCCGCGCCCUGCUGCGACUGCUACCGGCCGGCGCUGUGCCCCGCGUGACCCAACGCGACCGCCCUCACGCCCACGAAUCGACGAUGAAUUUAGUGCCAAAUGUAUAUAAUACAAAUAAAAUAUAUCUGUACGAUUCCCAGCUGUACUAGCGAGUGUGACUUAGUGAUUCUAACGCUUCGUAUAGAGCCGUGUUCGCGGUUCGGCUGAUGCGAGUGCGGUGUUCGCCGAUUGAGCAGCGUGGAGUGUUAUGGUUGAUGAGUGACGAUUGGUGGAUCAGGGAGAUUAUUUGAUGGCAAGUACACGGCACGCUCAGUUUUGUUCACACGCAGCGGGCUUCAAAUAUGGAACUGCACUAAGCUUAUGAGUUGGAACCGAGUGGCCGCUCACUACCGCUUGACACUCGCACUCGCAACAGGCCAGGCGCGAACACGGCUCAGCUCUCGGCCCGUUUUUCUUUCGGCGGAGGGCGGGUCGGACCGAUCACGAUUAAGACGCGGACUCUGUCAAUUCGCAUUGCUCACUCUACACGAUCAAUUCGCACGUCAAUUGUCGCCGGCUCCGCUCGACUCCGCGCCGCGCUCGCCCGCGCCGCUCGUGAAAUAAUUUCUAGUCGUACUCCUUUCGUGUUGAUAACUUAAUAUGUUAGCAGUACGAAAAUUAUUAUUCACGCGAUUAAAUAAAUUGUAAAACGGACGCGCCGUAAGUAAGUCCGAGUCGAUGGUCUGCCUAUAAAAAAGACUAUUUAAUUAUUUUUAAGCUUUUUUUAUUAUUAAUGAUUAUGUCUCCAUAAAAGUAGUGGCAUGUCUCUCGCAGUCAAAAUCACGAGAUUUGGGUUAUUCUUGUUUGGAUGCACCGUUGAACGCAUGAUUAUUUUUAAUUGGCUUGUGCACCGAAGCAAGUAUCGCGCUAAUUGUAACUGAAUGGAAGAUUUGUAUAUUUUUGCAAGCGACAUUUUGAAGUAAAAGAAAUAAGUCCGGCCUUGUCCGAUGGCCUUUACGCGAGAAAUUCCGUUCUAUUUGAAUACAACGCGAUCGCAACGACCGCAGGCCGCGCGGCCGCCCGCAACUCUGUUCCUAUGGGGAUAUAAAGAACUAUUUUACUACGUAUUUAUUAAAUCUCAAAGGAUGUAUGUAUACACUUCUCUUUUUCGUGAUCGCUCUAGUAUUGUAUACGGCUUGGCAUACGAAGUAACAAAUUAAGAUAAAUAUAAACAUAUAAAAACAUAAAACCCAAAAAAAUAUUUAGAACUAAGGUGUGUACAAUAUUAAAGUUCACUCUUAAUAAUAAUGAUAAAACUAUAUAAAUAUUUUAAGAACAUUUACAAGUAGCAGUCAUGUUAGUAACAGAGUACUUAUGAACAUGUUUUUUUACUUAAUUAACUUCUCAUCAAUUACAGUUUAUAUUAAAGCAGUAGAUGGUAUGAAAAAAUGUGAUUUAAUUGUUGUAGAAUUAACCUGUUGUCGAAGAUUAUAUACCUACUUACAUUAUUAUGUAGUUUAAAUCCAAUAGAGAGAUAUACUAAUUGUUGUACUUUAAUGAGAUAUAGAUAUAUGAACGAUGGUGUAAACAAUGUCCGGCCAAAAUGUGCAUGUUUUUAGAUAAUUUGCGAAUGCAUUCAAAACUAAAUAUAGUAUAUGUAUACAAUAUAUUGCAUGGAUUACUUGUAGGGCAUGGAGUACGCGUUAGCCCCUAGAGCUCCGGAGUAAUCAAGUACAAUUCGCUUCUAGAGUAGUCUUAAUAUCGUUAAUACUUCGGAACAACCUUAUCGACUUUAUUGAACGAAUUUCCGACUUGCUCACUAUCGAACCAAAAUUUGAGAUCUCAUUUUUAUUAACUCCAUGAAAUUUUUAUGCGAUAGUAAGGGGCGGUCGCCUUCAAGGAGCUUCGCGAGCUGUUCCAAUCGCCUAGUAAGGAUUCUUCUUAGAAAUGUAUGCUCUUAAUUAAUGCUUUUGUAAAUUUACUUGGACAGUUGUGUGCAAAAGUCGGGGAAGUGAUGUGACUGGUGUAUGUCACUCGAUACUUGUCACUCGAUCACUUGCGAACAUCCUUGAGGGCGAACGGCCUUGACACCUCUUUUAGGCACGCGGUUUAGCUCGCAUCGGCGUCGGUCUUCGGCAAAUGCCACCGAGGCGCCGAUGCCAGCUAAAAGGUCAACGCUUCGUUCCACCCAUGAACGUUGGGCUUGAAUGUAACCGACAUUAAUUUUGUAACACCGAAGCAUAUCAGAUGCCUUCCCUCUCGUUCGAUUCUCACUGUAUUAUAUUAGCAUUAUAUAAGGCAUAACCACAUGGGCGAAACGAAACGCAGUGCCUUUCGAACAGUAUAGCCCUAAUUAGUCAUAGUUCUCAGUCGUCUGUACUUAUAAUAAAUGAAGUACAUAAUAUAGCUAUCGGAAUCUAAAGUAUAUUCCAUUAAUUUGUUAUAAGAGUGAAUGUAAGUUAAUUAUCACUAGUGUUACUUCUCGCUAUAUCGAGACAGGCGUCUAAGUUGUGAUUUGAAGUCUUUUUGACAGGUAUUUUAACGUCAUCUUUAUUAUUGUCAUAAUUAUUGUAACUGUGAUUGUUAUACUAUGUCGUAGAUCAGCUACUCGUAUUGGCAUAACUACCUCCUGGCGUAAUUAGUAUUCAUAAUGAUUUUGUGAUUUCUAUUGAUGUUAUGGUAACUUGCGCGGGCUGCUUGUAAUGCAUGUGGAUCGGUGGUGAAAUCACAGUGAUUUUUGUAACGGGAACACGUCACUUAUAUUGCUGAAGUGCAACGUGUGGCUGGUCCACCUGCGUUACAGUCGGUGCGUGGGCUGGUCUCACCAUCUUCAAGGAACAGCGAUUCAGGUGCGAUAUUAUGAUCGAUGCUUAGUUUUUAUCGGACGGCUUAUGUUCAAAUCGAUAUUAUAUUUCGACUUCAACAUGGCUAUGAGUUCUUGAGUAUUAACAUGUAAAGAAGAUGAUGGGAAACGCCUAUUAUUAUGCUUGUCAGACUAUAAAAGCUCUUCCAUAAAAACAGAAAAACUGUGACGAAUUGCUUCCAGAAACGGUCUAAAUAAUGUUUCAAAUUAGUGUUUUUACAUGAGAGACAUUGCAAUAUAGUUUAGUGUUUUAUUUUUUCUAAAGUUACCAUCAGUUUUCUGCUAGCCUUAUUUUGUAAUGGUUAAUUUUAAACUAUUAUCGAGCACUGGUCAAGGCGCUUGCGUGCCGUGAUUGGUCGAGGUGAAUAUGUAUAUAUUGCAAUAGGAGUGUUUCAUUGGGCUGAAGGUGUCUUCUCGGAAAAAUAUAUGUAACAAAAGUAUGUAGUCGUUAAAAGAAAAUGAGAAGAUGUUCGAAGUUCUAAGAAAGUUGGUUCUGACUGAUUUAUUUUGAAUUAUGUUACUGAGAUCUGAUUGGUUGCGUAUUUUAUACACGCUUGAUGAUAAAGUAUUAUUAAAAAUAUAUCUUACAGCACUAUUGUUUAUAACUAUGAUAAGAAAUCGACGAAUAAAGUCGUAUUUCGAUCGAUGACGUGAUGAAUCGAUGUCAUGAAAUCAUUCUCUAUAUUGUGUAAUCAAGCGAAAGUGUGUAAUAUGUAAACCAAACGCUAUGUGCAUCUUAAUUGAUUUGCGUGCUCUUUUUAAAAUUAGCCGUCGUUGAAGCAUUUAUUAAAACUUUUUUUGUAUUUUAAGAAUAGCCAAAAGACAUUGAAUUGUUUCGGAUAUGUGUUGCCAGUUAGGUUGCAUUGUUUAUGGGUGUGGAUAUAAAGUCAGAAUAGUAUUUAAUUUAAUUUGUAUGACGGAGUAGUUAUGAUGUUAUGUACGCAAGCGCCUGAAAUUAAUGCGACGUAUCAGAAAUCUUUGGGGUGGCCAAACAACAGUUUUGUGGCAAAACAAACUAAUAUGGAAUGCUAAAAUUCGAGUGAAACACGUUAAAACGCGAAUAAAUUAUUGCAGCUCGAUAAACCUAAUUACCCACCAUCCUCAGUGAUUAUUCAGACACGGUUUAAUUGUGAUUAAUGCGAAUACACUUAUAGAGAUGUGUGUAAUUUAUUUUUUAUGACCGCGUUUACCGCACGUCUAUUGAUAUAAAUCGUCCUUGUCGAGUUAUUUGGAAUUUUAAAAGGUUUUGUUUCAUUUGUAAACAAAAGAAGUCUCAUUCCAUCUUGCUGUCUUAAAAAAUACUUGCUAGAUUCAUUUUCUUCUUCCUAAACUCGUUCACGCGUCCGUUCCACUUCUUAAACUGAUUGAUGAAAUUUCACCGAAUCCAUUCUGUGUAAUUUCAGUAUUCAGUCAGAUAUGUUUAGAUAGUCUCAUUUAUUUCCAUUGAAUGUUCUAUGGCAUCAUGCGGAGAUUUAAGAAAUCUAAUUACCUUCUUUAUUGACUCUCACUUAUAAAUAAUCAUACAUAAUACUUAGAUCAAAUAUUCUGAUUCUACUUAAUAACUCGACCAGUGAAUUGUUUGCAUCGCUUAAAUUUAAUUAGUACACACUUCUCGUUAUGUAUUUGUUUUGCCUCCAUUCUGAUUGUUUGCCACGUCUUCGAUUGGACUGAAACUCGCGUGCCGCCCCGCUCGCUCAUAUGUUAAAAGCAAGCGGCCGGCAACUCUCGACUCUCUAGCUUAAGUCCGUAUCUAGAUGACGCGUAUUACGCGCCUGUUCUUCUAUAAUUUGAACGGGCCAUAUAAUAAGCCAGUACAUGUCAAUAUAAACGCGUACACGCGUAAUUAUAAUCGCGUAAUACGCGCCAGAACAAACGCGUAACACGCAUCAUCUAGACACGGCCUAAGGGUUGCUAGUUUUACGCCUUACGUUGUCUAAGCUUAAUGUUAGGUUAUCAAAUAUAUUUACAUCGUAGCUAUUAUUUUUCUCUUCCAAUUUGCCUGUUUCGUGAAACACGAAGCGCUGAGAUGUUGUUGCGGUACAUAAUUACUAUAUAUUUGUGAGGAGUUUUAAGCUAUUGUAAAUUUUACAGAAAAUUAAAUAAAAAUGUUGUGAAAAUAAAUUAUAAAAAAGUGAUAAACAGUGAA
Messenger RNA from Ostrinia furnacalis (Asian corn borer), 6804 nucleotides. Its product is annotated as terminal nucleotidyltransferase 5C. Gene Ontology annotation, biological process: mRNA stabilization. The coding region runs from base 293 to 1864 and encodes 523 amino acids. The record is from RefSeq and is a predicted model, not a curated record. The transcript has 5 exons. NCBI's taxonomy places the organism in Eukaryota, Metazoa, Arthropoda, Insecta, Lepidoptera, Crambidae. Gene Ontology annotation, molecular function: poly(A) RNA polymerase activity; RNA binding.